Messenger RNA from Dioscorea cayenensis subsp. rotundata (Guinea yam), 617 nucleotides. Its product is annotated as auxin-responsive protein SAUR50. The record is from RefSeq and is a predicted model, not a curated record. NCBI's taxonomy places the organism in Eukaryota, Viridiplantae, Streptophyta, Magnoliopsida, Dioscoreales, Dioscoreaceae. Gene Ontology annotation, biological process: response to auxin.
CGAAACCGAGCUCCCGCGGCAAAGAGAGAGUGUUAGAGAAAGAGAGAGAGAGAGAGAGAGAUGUCCGGCGGAAUCGGAAAAUGCAGCAAGAUCCGGCACAUCGUGAGGCUCCGGCAGAUGCUCCGAAGGUGGAGACGAAGGGCGGCGGGGGAGUACUGGCCAUCGGAUGUACCGGCGGGGCAUGUGGUGGUGUGUGUGGGGAGUAGCCGUCGGAGAUUCGUUGUUCGUGCGGCUCAUCUCAACCACCCGGUGUUCCGUCGACUCCUCGCCCAGGCUGAGGAGGAGUACGGCUUCGCGCAUGCCGGACCUCUCACCAUCCCUUGCGAUGAGUCUCUCUUCGAGGAGAUCCUCCGUCACAUCGCCUCCCCGUCGUCGCGGUUCGCCUGCUUGGAAGAUCUCCAGAAGUGCGGGUGUUGCCAUGCUGGCCUUCGACCCGCUUGGCAUGCGGAGUCGCUGCCGCUCCUCGGUGCCUUCGCCGAGAAGCCAGUCUGGUGAUCGAGAGAACCGAUGGCACGAUCGUGAUUCAAAUUCGAAUCCAGGGGUGUUUUCGGAACUAAAAAAAAGCCUCACAUAGGGUUUGGUGGGCUUUUUGAAUUUUUAUUUUUAUUUUUAUUUUA